Messenger RNA from Lymnaea stagnalis (great pond snail), 22556 nucleotides. Lineage: Eukaryota; Metazoa; Mollusca; Gastropoda; Lymnaeidae. The record is from the annotation of a GenBank genome assembly.
CCAAAACAAGAUUGGAGCCGAAUCGUAUCGUACAACUAAAUUUGAAAAGUCAUCUUUGAAUUUGAAAAUUUUAUAACAAAGUCGAGAUAUUAUGGUUUAUUUUAUUUUUAGUAAUGGCUUUAAGAAAAGUUGCAGAUGAACAAUUGCAGACUGUAUCAGAACUGCUUUAUCGCCUUUGUACCAAAAUAACUGGACUAAAUGGAGGUAAAACUCAUCAAACAAUAACAAUUCAACAGUUUGAACAAUUGUCAAUUGUCAAUUUAAAUUUAAUAAAUUAUAAGACUAUUACUAUUAUAAAUUAUAAUACUAUUAUUAUUUACUAUUAGUAUUAUCUAAAUAAUAUAAUUUAUACUAUGACUCUAUAGUUAGGCCAAUUUAUUUUUAAAAUUAAAUAAUGUUGAUAAUUUAGGAUUUAGGCCAAUUCGGGUGCCAGAAUCUGAGAAUUGUCACCACUUUGGCUUGAGCAGAAGAAUGCCAGAUUAAGCUCCCAGCAAAAUUGGGGGGGGGGGGGUUUACUGUUUGGGGGGGAGGCUCAUUGAACCACCCCCGCCCCACCACCUGAUGACCAUUAUUUUGCUUAUUAUCCAUGGUAAUUAAAAGAAAAACUUGACACUACUGUCUCUCUUACUUAUAUUUAAUGUUAACUAUGCCUUAUGCACUCUCCACAGUUACCCCCAACAAUUUAAGCACUUAUUUUCUUAAAAAGUGAUAGCUAUAAGCUAGUUUUGUUGUUCAGAUGGCAGCCACAAUCACAUAAUGCACAACAUUCUAUACCUUGUGCCUUGUUAUCCGAAUUUACAAAAAAAUAGACCUCUCAUUUUUGUUUUAAAUAAUAAAGAGACAUGUAUAACUUAAUUCAUAAAGAAAAAUGUUGAAAAGACUAUACUACUAUAUCAGCUAUUAUAGCCUCUAUAAUUUAUAAUUUCUUUUACUGAUAGUCACGGUGAUCCAAGACAAGACACUGGGCAGUAUAGUAUAUUCAUAAAAUGAGCUAAUAUUUUUUAAUGAAAUGAUUUAUUACACAGGUGAUGUUGUCCAUCAUGUACAAUAUGCACAUACAAUUUGCAGCAGGUAAGGAAUUGAACAUUUUCUUAUUAUACACACCAAUCUCUUUCAUAUUUAGCUAGUUGUAUAUUAACGUUCAAAGUAUAAAUAGGAUACCAACUUUUCCUCCAUUUUAUGGGUUGUGGAAAAUUAAAGACCUAAAUUAUCCAUUAAAAGAAAAAACAAAGAAAACUAUAUUUAAAAUUGUAAUCAGACCAGUUGUAAAAUACACAAGUGAAACUUGAACCCUGACAAAAAAUGGCAGAAAACAUAUUAAACACAUGGAAGAGAAAAUUUCUCCCAAAAAGUUUUCUGGAAAAUAUAUGGAUCAACAAAGGAUGAGUAUGGAGGAAGAACAAGAACCAACCAGGAAUCGUAUACUCUAUAUCAGAAUCCCCUGCUAGUAGCAGAAAUAAAAAAAUGGGCAGGACUUUUAAAAAGAAUGCCAAAUGACAGAGGAGUGAAGAGGGUGCACCACCUAAACUCCAGAGGAAAACGGCUGAAAGGCAGACAUAGGCUUAGAUGGAUGAAAGAUGUGGGGAAAGAUCUACGCAGCUGGGAGUCCAAGCUUGGAAAAGAAAAGCAUCAGUUAGAAAUGAGUAGACUGAGUAGAAGAAAGUGGUGAGGCAGUGCAAAGCCUUGCAUGAUCUGUAGCGCCACAUGAUGGAUAAAUUAUCAGUUUACGCAGGCAAUUAGUAACUAGUUUGAGAUUGUUUCUAUCUUUCAACUCUACAAAGGUCGUUCAUAUCUACUGUAUAGGACUCAGCUUUUAAUGAAUGAAAUUAUUCAGUUCUUUUUUUUAUUUGUUCCAUUAUUGAAUGUAAUAAUAGGAUGUUAUAUGGGAAAUUUAUGUGCAGCUAAAGUACUUGUGUUUCUACUCCACACUUUUAGCCAAACAUCCACAAAAGAUGAAGAUGAAUUUCGUAUUGUAGAGCGGUUGAAGAAGCAGUGUAAGUUGUUUUUUUUAAAAAUCUUUAUACAUUUUUUAUGUAAUUUUUAGAACAAGCCUCGAUUUUUUAUAUUAGCUAAGAUCAAUCUGGAAUGAAACUUUUAAUUUCAAGAACAAAAUUAGCAUAACAUGUAAAAUCUCAUAUGCUUUGAAAAUACACAAAUUGUGUUUUGAUUUCAUCUUGGCAUUCAACAUUUAAUUAAAGAAUUUCUGUGAUCACCAAUUAAUUUUAAACUGAUACAAUGCUGUUUUUAUAUUUCCUACGCAAAUUCAUCUUACUCCGCAUAGUGGUGCGUCAUGGAAAAGAGAGAGAUGCAGCACAUUUUGCAGACUUGCACCGCAAGUUGCAAUCUCAGGUAGGCAAUGAACAAGUUAAUAGAUUAUAGAGACAGUAAGGAGAACUAGUCUUACUUCCAACUGCUUAAAUAAAAAAGAUUAUUCAUCGACUUUCAUAUCCUAGUAAUAAGAUUUAAGCAACUGUUAAAAAUUAUUGAGGAAAACUGCUGCAUGUUGCAAUGUAACUAAAAGUUUAGCCAUGAUUGAUUCUAAUAAUAUUGUUUUUGUGCUCCAGAUGUUGUUGAGAAACAGAUCUGCAAUAUUAAAGCUAUUACAAGAAUUGUCAUCAUUAGAUGACCAAAGCCAACAGGUGAGGUUUUAGUUAUAGAUUUCAAGAUUUCUUACUUUACCAAAUAGUCUUCUCAUUAAUAAAUAACUAUACAUUGUAUAUUACAGCGUAUGAUGCCAGAAAUUUAGGGUUAAAAAAUGUACUUAGGGUGUAAAUUUAGGGUUUUGCGUUAUUUGUGCACUGUCUGGGGCCGGACUGUGGUUAUUUGUGCACUGUCUGGGGCCGGACUGUGGUUAUUUGUGCACUGUCUGGGGCCGGACUGUGGUUAUUUGUGCACUGUCUGGGGCCGGACUGUGGUUAUUUGUGCACUGUCUGGGGCCAGACUGUGGUUAUUUGUGCACUGUCUGGGGCCGGACUGUGGUUAUUUGUGCACUGUCUGGGGCCGGACUGUGGUUAUUUGUGCACUGUCUGGGGCGGGACUGUGGUUAUUUGUGCACUGUCUGGGGCCGGACUGUGGUUAUUUGUGCAUAAGCAGUUUUUUAGAAUUAUCCAGUAACACUUUAUAUUUAAACAUAGCACCAAGAAAAAAAUUAUGAAUCAGUCCCUGUUGCUGCAAGCCCAUUCUAACAUAGGGGUCCUCAAACUUUUUCAUCAGUGGGCUAUUUCAGUGCCCCGUAGACUCCUGGGACCCAGUUCACUGUCCCUAAGACACUGUCUGGGGCCGGACUGUGGUUUGAAAAUAAUAUGAACGAAUGCACAUCACUCAUAGUGAAAAGAACGGGAAAAAUCAAUGUAAUAUUUAAAAGGAAUAAAAAAUUGAAACAAUAUAGUUAUUAGUAUUUCAAAGGGAAUUAUGGGUCUGCUUUAGGCAAAGAAGAUCUUCAAUGUUCGUUUCCAUUUAUUAGUUACUGCAAGCCGGGUUAUGGACAUGUGGCGGGCCAUAGUUUGAGGACCCAUGCUUUAACAGGUUAACUACUUUUCUAAAUGGAUAAUCACAAUUUUUGAAUGUAAAUAACUUCUUUUAAAGUCCGAUUUAAUUCAAAUUUUGAGUUUUUACAUCAAAGAAUAGCAAUUUCAUAAAUAUAGGACCCAGAUGAUGAAUUGGAUGGCAAUUCAGAUGUAACUAAUUAUAAUUCAUCAGUUAAUUAAGCUAUCUCUAGUAAUACAGAUUCCUGGAAGUGUAUGCAUUUAAAUCAAGCUAAAUGAAUAUUGUCUGUCUUGCAAAGUCAUUGACUUUACUGUUUUAUAACCUUAUGUUUCACCGUUCUGCGAGAAAAGUUAUGUUAUGGAAUGAGAUGAAUUGAUCGCAUUUUACACGGAUGUGUCCUUUUUGGGCUUUUUUCAAACAAAGAGUUAGGGUUCUUGUUAAACAUGGAUCACAAUGAAAGCAGUAAUAACGGUGAUAAAAAGAAACUAUAUUGCAUGAAUAGUAAAGAAAUAUGCACUUUUGAAUAUUAAUGCCUAGACCUUGACCCUGAUCAGUAAAAUAACAUCCCGGGAAUGUGUUAUUCUUCAUUAGCCAUUAUCAAUUCCAGUAUCAUUUCACAUUAGUCAAUUUGUAUUUAUAUCAGUAUUGGUUCCAGUAUCAUUUCAUGCUAGUCAACUUUUUUUUUGCUAUUUCUCAGGCCAAAGUCUCAAGAAUAGGUUUUGCUACUCAUGGUAUCCCGUCUCACCUGGUGUCAACCCCAUAUAACGCUAUAGAUGUCCGAGGCAUAAAACCGCAAGAAAGAACCUCUGCUCUAACUUUGUCCAAUGCAUCUCAUUACACGGGGGGUAGCAGUGGCAUUAGCAGCAUCAGGAGCAGGGACUUCAGUGGUGGGGAUGCUGAAACUCUGGCGCAGUCGUUUAUUCCAAGGUAAAUAGUCAGCUUAUAAGUAUAAUGGUAAUGAGGGGGAGAAUUCAUCAAAACUAUUAAGUUAAUGGAUGUCAUGUCAAAUCCGUGGGUAGCUUUAAGAACAAUGCUUACAAUACCUAUUACUGUAGCCGCUGGUGCUUAUAAAAACAUAUUUACGAUUAUCCAUGUCUCAAGACAGAAUGAAUUGGCAAUCUUGCUGAUAGAAAAAAUUAUAUUGUAAAGAAUAUAAAUAUAGAAAGUGAAAUAAAAAGAUCUGCUUAUCUCAAGGCUGGGGAAAAAAAAUGCCAUCAGCAGGCUUAUUGCUCCUACUGUCCAAAUAGAAGUUAAGAAAAACAAUAUCAUUUUUUGUUUUAAAAAAAAAUCUAGGUAAAUAAACUCAUUACCUAACCCCCUAAUUUUUUUCCUUGCAAAAAUGUUAAUGAUUAUUCUUAAAAGGUGUCUCCAGAGUUAAGCUUGCCUUUAUGUGUGCCGCCAUUAAAAUGAGAGGAGUGGGGAUAUUGUUUGGUUUGUUAUGAUGUGUGAAUAUGUUCAGUAAAUCUAUCAGAUUCCCCUCAGACUCUUAUUCCCCCUCUAACCAAUAACACAAGCGGCACUUUCAGCAGACAGCCGCAUGAAUCACAUUGUGACUUAAGACCAAUGUCUCUUGUUUUGCGUCUACUAGCCACUUGGCCACUCCAGCAUUGGGCUUAAAUCGACCCACCAAUGCAGACCCUCACGCCAACAGAUUGCGCACAGUUUCCAUUUUUAGCAGACAUGUUGAAAAUAAAGGUAAUUCUAAUAAUACUUUAUAAAAAUUAUAAUUUGUGCAACUUCAGUGAAUUUAGUGAACAUUUAAAUAUAAUUAAAUGAAAUUUGUAUUCUUCAAAAAAUAUUUUUUAAAUAUUUAAAUAUAUAUUUUCAAGCUUUGUUUACCUUGAGGUAUAUAAUAACAAGGUUAGAAAAAAUAUUAUAUAUAUACAGGGCUUGAGCAAGUAAAUAAUUUGUUAUUAAAUGCUUUUCUCCCAUUGCCUCCAUGAAAGUAAUCAUGUGCCAUGCCAUUGUACUAAAUAAAAUGAGUAAAACAGAGUAGGGUUAAACCUGAAAAAAUAAACGCAACAAAACAGCGAACGUGUCGGCAGAAAGCCUUCGUCAGCGAACAAAACAACAGAAAAAACGGUAUAAAAAUAAGAAAUAGCACUUAGCUGGUAAGUAGUAUCUGNUAUUUCUUAUUUUUAUACCGUUUUUUCUGUUGUUUUGUUCGCUGACGAAGGCUUUCUGCCGACACGUUCGCUGUUUUGUUGCGUUUAUUUUUUCAGGUUUAACCCUACUCUGUUUUACUCAUUUUAUUUUGUACUAACCUGAUUGCAGUCUCUCCCCUUAUUACCCAUUGUACUAAAGCUUCAUAACUUCCACAGAUUAGUUCAGUGACACCCCACACCCACACAGUGGAGCAUUUGUGUAUCACCUAGGCCAGGGGCCCUCAAACUUUUUAAGCAAGUUGGGGGGGGGGGGGGGAGAUGGAGAUCCAGAUCAGUGUCCCCAGACACCGUUGGGGACUGGACUAUAGUUUGAAAAAAAUAUGAACGAAGAAAUCUAUGCACACUGCUCAUAUCUCAUUUGUAGUGAAAGAAAAGCCUUGGAAAAAACCCACCACAUUUAAUAUGAGGAAAAAAUAUAUUUACAGUUUCAGCUUAAUAGUAUUUCAAAGGAAAGUAUGGCUAACAACACGAUACAUGUCUGGUUCUAUAUUUGUCACUGCCAGCCAGGCCAGAUUAAGGAACUCCCGGGGGACCAGAUCUGGCCCAUGAGCCCUAGUUUGAAGACCCUUGAGAUACAAUAAUAGUCCUACAACUUGUCAUCCAAGAGCCCUAAUAAUUGCAGUCAUGUUAAGUCAUCAUACUGUUUUCAAUUUUUGCAGAAAAUAUUCCCAGUUCCCAGCAAGCAGCAAACAGUUUACCAAGAGGGACUCUGACACACCAGGGAGACAGAAGUAAGGAGAUCCUGACUAUGAAAUUGAAUGUUUGUGUUGCUGGAGUUACAGGAAAAAAAACAACUAAGCAAUUGUGAUCUUUGGUUGAUGAAAGUUGCACAGAGAGCCAUUUAAGAAUUUGUUAAUUAUUCUCCCUUCACAUUCCCAUCAUUAUUCUUCCAUUACCUUCUUAUCAUCAUUCUUCCUUACCUUUCCAUAAUUAUUCACCUUCCCAUCUUUAUUCUCCUUUCACCUUCCCAUCAUCAUUCUCCCUUCACCUUCCCAUGAUUAUUCUUCCUUCAGCUACCCAUCAGCCCACAGAGCAAGGAAUACUUAAGGAUCUAGUGUAUGUACUUCAGGGCAUCUCAGGCCAUUGGAUCAAGUUCGACACUAUUGCAGAUGCCUACAAAGUGGACAAUGAGGUGUGCGCUAAUCCUUUGAACCCUUGACUCCUGGUCCUAAAAUAUUUACGCCUCUGGGCGCCUUGGGAAAAUGUACACCAACAGACACACAAAGAAAAAGAAGGAAAUAAUUAUAAAAUUAAAUAAUUUUAUUUAUUUCAGUCUUUAUUUUUAUGUUAGUAGUCCUUCGCUAUUACAAAAUCUAUCAAACGGAGAAAUGUUUUUUUUAGUAUUUGUGUAGAACAACAUAGUCGGUUUCAUCCCCUGAUUUUUAACACCCAGACCUGUAAAGUGAAACCACACUUCAAAGUCAAAGGAUAAUCUACCUUUGACCUUGAUUAUUUUAAAAAACUAAUUUUGGGGAAUCAUAGAAUUACCCAGAUUACAAUAAAAUGCAGCCAAACUUUAGCAUCAUAUUUUUAAUUUUUGUUAUGUACCAAUUAAAUAGGAAUAAAGAUUAUCUAUUAGUAAUGCUUAUAAUGUAAUUUGAAAAUAUUUUUAAUUCACGUUCCUUCUGAUUUUAAAUGGUUUAAAGAUAAGAUAACAGAUUAAGACAUGAUAAGUGAUUUUUUUUUUAGUGUUUAGCUUGUAAGAAACACUUUUAAUUUGCUUGCUCUAAAUGACAUUUUCCAGUCCGGCAUCCCAAAAGUUUACAAACAAGAACUUUUGAAAAUAUCAGAGUGUGGCUGGCUGUACAUGAAAAUCAAAUCUUACAUUGACCAUCAUUCUACAGACAAAGCAUUUGGACUGGUCGGUCAGGUAAGUCAGAUUAUAUAGCCCAAACUCUAGUGCAGUGUUGGUGCUGGUCAGUAAGGUAUGAUAGUGGUUUGCCUUCUGGUAUCAUAGUGGUUUGUCUUGUAAUAUCAGUGAUUUGUCUUGGGAUAUUUUGUGGUUCAUCUUGUGAUUAGAUGGUUCAUGUUUAGUCUUUGUAGAGAGUUGGUUUAAGAUAUAGUGAGUUCUUGUCUGAGUUUGUCAGUAGUGUUAAACAGAUAUGAUUUAUUUCAACCAUGUGUAUCUUUUCAUUGAGUCUGUUUACCUGUGUUGUAUAUGUUGACAGAUAUAGAGCUAGUUAAUCAUUAUGUCAUUGUACAAAUGCUGGGGAUGGAAGAUAGUGCAGUCUGAUAAAUCAAUUGUAUGUUUAUAUCUAGAACUAUGUGUUAGUCUAUUUUUACAUCACCACAUCCCACAAUGCACCAGUUGCAUGUGACUGAUAGGUGACCUGUCAUCCUGGACAAUCUCAUUAAAAAGCUGUGGUGAACUUAAUUUACCUGCAACUGGUCUGAUCCUAUGUAUUUACCUGCAACUGGUCUGAUCCUAUGUAUUUACCUGCAACUGGUCUGAUCCUAUGUAUUUACCUGCAACUUGUCCAAACUUUUCAGAGUUUUUGUGCUGCCCUAAACCAAGAUCUGACAGAAUAUCUGCGACUGAUUUCCAUAUUAGAGGCCCAGGUAAGAAUUGGGUCACAUUUUGAAUUUGCUCAACUCUUUCUUAAAAAAUUUUUAAGAUGUAAAAAAAUUAUUUUUUUUUAAAGGAAAAGUUUAAGUCAUACACAAGCCACAUAUUCAAGACCUUCUGCAUGUUGCAUGUAAAGCCUCCAGCCAAAAGCCUUCUUUGUAAGGGCUGCAUGAGAUGAUCUCUGAUAGAAAGCCAUCUUUGUAAGGGCUGCAUGAGAUGAUCUCUGAUAGAAAGCCUUCUUUGUAAGGGCUGCAUGAGAUGAUCUCUGAUAGAAAGCCUUCUUUGUAAGGGCUGCAUGAGAUGAUCUCUGAUAGAAAGCCUUCUUUCUAAUGGCUGCAUGAGAUGAUCUCUGUUAGAACAAAGAUGAAAAUAUGAAGCCGCAAAAUAAAAGCUUUCAAUAAAACAGGUGGUCAGCCUAUGGGUCUCUCAUGGUCUUUUGAAAGGCUAAAUUUGUCCUUGAUUUGUCCCGCAAGACCUUCCAGAAAUUAAUUAAGUUUUUCUAAAAAUGACGAAAAUUGUGAAUGAUUACCUGUAAAAGCCCUGUUAAAUAAAUGUAUAAUCAGUUUAUAACACAGUGGAAUUUGGAAUAUCUGAACUAACACUCCUUGUCUCUUCCCUUGUGUUGUUUUUUGAUUGAGCCAAUAAGUAAUUAUUGUUUGUGAGAAGAGAAUCUGUGAGAGAAUGGACUACUUUAUACUCUACAGUGCCAAAUUUGAAAAGUUAGGUUAGAUGGCCAUUGUGGCGAAUUUGACAUUUAAAAUUUAUCAUAAGGUAGGGGUUAACUUAACUUGUGGUCCACAGACCCCUUGGAGAGUCAGUGACCUUUCAUUUCUUUUGUUAUUUUAUUUCAUGCUUUAAAAAACUUGAAUCUGACAAGUGGCCUUCAUCUGACUUGCAAAGGGGUCCAUGGCACAAAACUAAGUUUAAGAACCCCUGUCAUAGAGUGAGUUUAGAAUGCGACAAUGUAUGAGAAUCUUCCCAUGUGACUUGAUGUAGGCUUUAAAAAUCUUUGGAUUGUUAUGUGACAGCUUCAGCAAGAUCUGGAUCCAGGGAUGCAGGAAACCUCUAACCUUACAUUGUCUCGAUUGCGAGUCUGGACAUUUGACCCCCUGAAACGUCUCAAGUGGUUAGCGGCAUUAGUAGACACUUGUAAAGGUAACUGUUUCAAAUAAAGCAUUAGUAGACACUUGUAAAGGUAACUGUUUCAAAAAAUGCAUUAGUAGACACUUGUAAAGGUAACUGUUUCAAAUAAAGCAUUAGUAGACACUUGUAAAGGUAACUGUUUCAAAAAAUUCAUUAGUAGACACUUGUAAAGGUAUCUGUUUCAAAAAAUGCAUUAAUAGACACUUGUAAAGGUAACUGUUUCAAAUAAAGCAUUAGUAGACACUUGUAGAGGUAACUUUUUCAACUUUACUUCAUUCUUCAACAGUAUCACAAAAUAAGGUGAUAAUUUAUGUCUUCGUCAUAUUACAUGAUUUAUGUAUGUGUUAUAUUAUAUGAUAUGCAAUACACAAUGAUGAUAAUGUUUUCAGUCUGAACUUAGGUCCCCAUCCACCUGUCCUAUCAUUGUACCGUUUCCCCCACAGGUAAAAAAGGAGGUGCCCUGACCUCCACCAUAUUUUCCUACACUCACCACGGUGACCCAUCUGUUAAGACUUUAAUCACACACCUCCUGACCUGGGUCAGUCAACCAAUUUACGCCACUCUACUGCGCUGGAUGUACGAUGGUGAACUGGAUGAUGCUUACCAUGAGGUGAGAAAUACAAUGAUUUAAUAGUGGUGAGAAAUAGAAUGAUUUAAUUGUGGUGAGAAAUACAAUGAUUUAAUUGUGGUUAGAAAUACAGUGAUUUAUUGUGGUGAGAAAUAUAAUGAUUUAUUUGUGUAAGAUUUGUUAAUCAAUUUUAAGGAUCAUUUGAGUUAUUAUUUUAAAAAAAUGAAGAAUCAACACACACAAUUCUCUAUAAUCAAUUUAAAAAAAAAAUAAACCUAAGAAGAAAUAAAAAAUAAUAAUCUUCAAUCAAUAUUUAAAAAAUGUUAUAAAAAAAAUAAUAAUAAUAAGAUCCAUAAGCCAUUGGAUAAAUGGAAAUCUGAAUGGAAUAACAUUAAAAUAUAAUUGGAAAACUUAACCUUUUAGUAGAGGUUUAUAUUCCUUAACAGAAAGAUUUGCAAUCUAUGACAUCUGGCCUAAUCUCAUCUUUCAAUAUAACAUGAGUCUUUCAGAUAACUGUUUCAUAAUCUCUUCUUUUUUCCCUUCAGUUUUUUGUUGCUUCUGAUCCAACAAUCACAAAUGAGCAACUGUGGCGAGACAAGUACAGCCUUAGGAAAACCAUGAUUCCUUCAUUCAUCACUAUGGACCAAGCAAGCAGGGUAGGAGUUUUGGUGCAAUGUCUGUCAUUUUAUGAGAGCCCAGUUGGUGAAAUAUAGGGUAGGACUUUUGGUGUAAUUUGGGUAGUCCAGUUGGUGAAAUGUAGGGUAGGACUUUUGGUGUAGUUUGGGUAGUCCAGUUGGUGAAAUAUAAGGUAGGACUUUUGGUGCAAUCUGUAGUAGCCCGGUUGGUGAAAUGUAGGGUAGGACUUUUGGUGUAGUUUGGGUAGUCCAGUUGGUGAAAUAUAAGGUAGGACUUUUGGUGCAAUCUGUAGUAGCCCGGUUGGUGAUAUACAUUAAAAUCAAGAGAAAUCCCAUUCAAUCGGUUCAGAUUUUCAUUCCUGCUUAAGCCAUGUCGCCAGUUGGUAAAAUUUUUUCUUUUUCUCCACACCAAGACGAAUCAUUUCAGUUUGUCAAAUUGAUAAUGUCUUUACAUCAACACUAAUCAUUUCAUGGAUAUAUCUAUGCCUAAGUUGAUAAUGUCUUUACAUCAACACUAAUCAUUUCAUGGAUAUAUCUAUGCCUAAGUUGAUAAUGUCUUUACAUCAACACGAAUCAUUUCAUGGAUAUAUCUAUGCCUAAGUUGAUAAUGUCUUUACAUCAACACUAAUCAUUUCAUGGAUAUAUCUAUGCCUAAGUUGAUAAUGUCUUUACAUCAACACGAAUCAUUUCAUGAAUAUAUCUAUGCCUAAGUUGAUAAUGUCUUUACAUCAAAACGAAUCAUUUCAUGGAUAUAUCUAUGCCUAAGUUGAUAAUGUCUUUACAUCAACACGAAUCAUUUCAUGGAUAUAUCUAUGCCUAAGGGCCAUCAAAAUGUUGUACAAAGCCAGAAAAAUGUUGUACAUAUGCCUGUCUACUGAUUUCAGAUUCUUCUUACUGGCAAGUCCAUCAACUUUCUUCGCCAAGUCUGUGAAGAUAGAACACCAACGAAGGGCAGGGAGGUGGCCAUGAACUUGGAUCUUACUCAAGGUCAUUAAAUGAUCAAUCUGUCGUGCACACUUAAUUAUAUGCAGGUGCUGUAAGCUAUGACAGCACAGCCUCUUGAUACUGUCAGUAGCCUAUUAAUUUGUUCAGUGCUGGAUAAAAAUAGAUUUUAAAUUUUCUUGUUAACAAGUUGGGGUUUGCCUUGUUUUGAAGACUGAUUCAAAUAAAUGUAGAAAAAAAAAUCAAACCUUUAUCUGGCCACAUAAAUCAGAAUUUAUCUGGCCACAUUUUGCCCCCAUUAAUUCUACAUUUUAACAGUUUAUAUCCACAGUCCCACAGAGUAAUAAAUCCCAUCUAUCCACAUGACUUAUCCCCCACUAUGGGGAAAAGUAAAGUUAUAUUCACUGUAAACUCUAAUUUUGUCAAGUCAGAUGUUAUUGAUUUCAUUAAUUUGAUUACAGGAAGCUGUAUUACUACAGCAUAAUUAGCUGGGGAAUUAUGUCUGAUUACAACAAAGUCAUUCAUUUUCAAUAAAUUUGCUAUUGAUUAGUGUACAAACAAUCAAAAUUUGACAGAAAUCAGACUUCAAACAAGUUAUUUACAUUUAAAAGUUGCGAUCGACCUAUUUAUGAAUGAAGUAACCAUGCUAUGAGGUGUUCGCAGCUAAAGGGAGAUUAUUCAUGAAUUUUUCUUGUUGCUAUGUUAUAAGGAUGCCAUUUGGCGAUGUUUGUAUAAAAAAAAAUGUCAAUGAGUCCCCACCCUUGUGGCGUCCCAUGCAUAUAAAAUGUUGAUCAUAUUUCCUAGUAACCUCCCAUUAACUCUCCAUUCUAUCCCUGACAGCUGCAAGCAUGUUUUCUCAGGAUCAAAACUCUGACUUUCAACAAAUGUUGGACAAGGUCUAUGAGCUGACAUCACAGCACCUGCUGGAGGUCCUUCAGGUCAAGUACAAGUUUUUGGAACACCUCAAGGUUUGUAUGUUGACAGAAAGACAGCUAGAGAACAUAAACAGAUUGUCAGUCUCAUUAAUGUGGCACGAACGUUUUGUACAUCGAAAACAUUCAGCAUAAAUUAAAUAUACAUUAUAUAUAUAUAUAUAUAUACUAUGUAUACCUAAAAAUGAAAGACUAAAAAAGAAUAAGAAUGGGCACAAGUUGUACUUGUGUUGUUUGUUUGGGACAUGAGAUAUUUGAUGAAAUGUUGUACUUGUGUUGUUUGUUUGGGACAUGAGAUAUUUGAUGAAAUGUUGUACUUGUGUUGUUUGUUUGGGACAUGAGAUAUUUGAUGAAAUGUUGUACUUGUGUUGUUUGUUUGGGACAUGAGAUAUUUGAUGAAAUGUUGUACUUGUGUUGUUUGUUUGGGACAUGAGAUAUUUGAUGAAAUGUUGUACUUGUGUUGUUUGUUUGGGAAAUGAGAUAUUUGAUAAAAUGUUGUACUUGUGUUGUUUGUUUGGGACAUGAGAUAUUUGAUGAAAUGUUGUACUUGUGUUGUUUGUUUGGGACAUGAGAUAUUUAAUGAAAUGUUGUACUUGUGUUGUUUGUUUGGGACAUGAGAUAUUUGAUGAAAUGUUGUACUUGUGUUGUUUGUUUGGGACAUGAGAUAUUUGAUGAAUUGUUGUACUUGUGUUGCUUGUUUGGAAAAUGGGAUAUUUGAUGAAAUGUUGUACUUGUGUUGUUUGUUUGGGACAUGAGAUAUUUGAUGAAAUGUUGUACUUGUGUUGUUUGUUUGGGACAUGAGAUAUUUGAGGAAAUGUACUUUUGUUAUUUGCUUGUUAGGCAAUGAGGAGAUAUUUGCUGCUUGGGCAGGGAGAUUUCAUACGCCACCUCAUGGAUCUGCUGGAGUAAGUUACAACUGAUGUUGGUGGUCAUCUUGUUGUUGUGGUGUAAAAGCCUACUACAAACAUCUUUCUAACCGUUUACUACAAAUAUCUUUCUAACCGUUUACUACAAACAUCUCAUUAACAUACUUCAAACAUCUCUUUCUGCUACAAACAUCUCUGUCUACUACAAACAUCUUUCUGUUUACUACAAACAUCUUUCUGUUUACUACAAAACAUUUCUGUGUACUACAAACAUCUCUCUAACUUACUUAGUCAAGUAGAUUUCUGUCUAGAUCCUGUGUUUGUUAUUUGUUUUGUUUGUUUGUACAAGUUGUUUGUUAGGUAGGGCACCAUCGUUAUGAACUCCUUCAGCGUUAGGCAGGACACCACUCUUAUGUUCUCCUUCAGUGCUAGGCUGGGCACCACUGUUAUGUACUCCUUCAGUGCUAGGCAGGACACCACUGCUAUGUUCUCCUUCAGUGCUAGGCAGGGCACCACUGUUGUGUACUCCUUCAGUACUAAGCAGGGCACCACUGUUAUGUACUCCUUCAGUUCUAGGCAGGGCACCACUUCUAUGUACUCCUUCAGUGCUUGGCAGGACACCAUUGCUAUGUUCUCCUUCAGUGCUAGGCUGGGCACCACUGUUAUGUACUCCUUCAGUGCUAGGCAGGGCACCACUGUUAUGUACUCCUUCAGUGCUUGGCAGGACACCACUGUUAUUUACUCCUUCAGUGCUAGGCAGGGCAUCACUAUUUUAUGUACUCCUUCAGUGCUAGGCAGGGCACCACUAUUUUAUGUACUCCUUCAGUGCUAGAUUUGUGUACUCUUUCUGUGUGAGGCAGGGCACGACUAUUUUUUGUACUCCUUCAGUGCUAGGCAGGGCACCACUAUAUUAUGUACUCCUUCAGUGCUAGGCAGGGCACCAUUAUUUUAUGUACUCCUUCAGUGCUAGGCAGGGCACCACUAUUUUAUGUACUCCUUCAGUUCUAGACAGGGCACCACUGUUUUAGUACUCCUUCAGUUCUAGACAGGGCACCACUAUUUUAUGUACUCCUUCAGUGCUAGGCAGGGCACCACUGCUAUGUUCUCCUUCAGUGCUAGGCAGGGCACCACUCUUUUAUGUACUCCUUCAGUUCUAGACAGGGCACCACUAUUUUAUGUACUCCUUCAGUGCUAGGCAGGGCACCACUAUUUUAUGUACUCCUUCAGUGCUAGACAGGGCACCACUAUUUUAUGUACUCCUUUAGUGCUAGACAGGGCACCACUGUUUUAUGUACUCCUUCAGUGCUAGGCAGGGCACCACUGCUAUGUUCUCCUUCAGUGCUAGGCAGGGCACCACUCUUUUAUGUACUCCUUCAGUGCUAGGCAGGGCACCACUAUUUUAUGUACUCCUUCAGUGCUAGACAGGGCACCACUAUUUUAUGUACUCCUUCAGUGCUAGACAGGGCACCACUGUUUUAUGUACUCCUUCAGUGCUAGACAGGGCACCACUAUUUUAUGUAUCCCCAUGGGAUGUCUUCACAGUGUGUGGCCCUGUUGGAACAUCUAAAUAAGAUAGUGUAACUUAAAUUGUGUACUCUUUAUUUGUUGAAUAUUUGUAUGCACGUCUGAUGUAUCUACACUUUAUAUGUCCACUAUUUAUAUGUACCUCUGCUGCAUCUAUACUUUAUAUGUCCACUAUUUAUAUGUACCUCUGCUGCAUCUAUACUUUAUAUGUCCACUAUUUAUAUGUACCUCUGCUGCAUCUAUACUUUAUAUGUCCACUAUUUAUAUGUACCUCUGCUGCAUCUAUACUUUUUAUGUCCACUAUUUAUAUGCACUUCUGCUGUAUCUAUACUUAAUUUGUAUGUACCUUUGCUGUAUCUAUAUUUUAUUUGUAUGUACCUCUGCUGUAUCUAUACUUUAUUUGUAUGUACCUUUGCUGUAUCUAUAUUUUAUUUGUAUGUACCUUUGCUGUAUCUAUACUUUAUUUGUAUGUACGUUUGCUGUAUCCACACUUGAAAUGUUCAAUAUUUGAAUAUACAUCUGCUGUAUCUCCAGAGAAGACCUGGCCAAACCAGCAGGAAAUCUAUACAUGCACAACCUAAAUGGCAUUUUGGAGACUGCCAUCCGAGCAACCAACGCUCAGUUUGAUGACAGUGACAUACUGCGAAGGCUUGAUGUCCGACUUCUGGAGGUCUCCCCUGGAGACACGGGCUGGGACGUCUUCAGUUUAGAAUACAGAGUGGAUGGCCCCAUUAGAACAGUAUUAGUUGUUUUAAUAUAUUAAUUACUACUUAUCUGUACCAUGCUCAUUCAUCAUUUAAAUGUAUCUAUAGCAACUAAAUCAAUAAAUUUACUCAUGGCUGCCUUAAAGUGCCGGUAUUGAAGGGACAUAUUGCCCCAUUAAUUAGUCUGAGAGGGACAUAUUGCUCUUUCAGUCUGAGAGGGACAUAUCACCCCAUCAUUCUGAGAGGGACAUAUCACCCUAUCAGUCAGAGAGGGACAAAUCACCCCAUCAUUCUGAGAGGGACAUAUCACCCCACCAGUCUGAGAGGGACAUAUCACCCUAUCAUUCUGAGAGGGACAUAUCACCCCACCAGUCUGAGAGGGACAUAUUACCCUAUCAGCCUGAGAGGGACAUAUCACCCCAUCAUUCUGAGAGGGACAUAUCACCCUAUCAGUCUGAGACCCCAUCAUUCUGAGAGGCACAUAUCACCCCACCAGUCUGAGAGGGACAUAUCACCCUAUCAUUCUGAGAGGGACAUAUCCCCCCACCAGUCUGAGAGGGACAUAUUACCCUAUCAGCCUGAGAGGGACAUAUCACCCCAUCAUUCUGAGAGGGACAUAUCACCCUAUCAGUCUGAGAGGGACAUAUCACCCCACCAGUCUGAGAGGGACAUAUCACCCCACCAGUCUGAGAAGGACAUAUCACCCUAUCAGUCUGAGAGGGACAUAUUACCUCAUAUAUAUAUGUUCAAAUAAUUUGAUUAUUCAUUGACCCAAGUAUGUAUUACCCCAUAAAUAUAUUUCAAAUAUUUUGACCAUUCAAUGUCAUAGGUAUUCACACCAGAGUGUAAAAUCACAUACCUCCGAGUGUUUAACUUUAUGUGGAGAGCCAAGCGUAUGGAAUAUGUGCUGGCCCAGAUUUGGAAGAACCAGAUGUGCAGUGCCCGUCACCUCAAGUCCAUUCCAGAAUUGUCCCUGAUACUACACACGUGUCACAUGAUCACAACGAACAUGGUCCAUUUCAUCAAGCAAGUGCAGUACUACAUUAAUUUUGAGGUCAGUCAUGUGUACAAAAGAUGUUGUCAUUGGUUGUGAUGAGAUGACUUAAAGUUACAUGAAGUAAGCUAUGGUGAAAUAUUACAUCACAUUACAACAUGAGAUGACUUGCAGUUACAUGGAGCAAGGUAUGUUGAAAUAUUACAUCACAUUACAACAUGAGGUGACUUGCAGUUACAUGGAGUAAGCUAUGUUGAAAUAUUACAUCACAUUACAACACUGUCAUACUUUGGUGGAAUUUUUAUAGUUAUAUUGUGAUGUUCUAUGUAAUAAUAAUAUUGUGAUGUUCCAUGUAAUAGUAAUAUUGUGAUGUUCUAUGUAGCAGUAAUAUUGUGAUGAAUUAGUAAGUAGUUGUUAUAAUUUAAUGAUUUAUGUAAUAGUGAUAUUGUGAUGCUUUAUGUAAUAGUUAUAUUGUGAUGAUUUAUGUAAUAGUUAUAUUGUGAUGAUUUAUGUAAUAUUGAUAUUGUGAUGAUUUAUGUAAUAGUGAUAUUGUGAUGCUUUAUGUAAUAUUGAUAUUGUGAUGAUUUAUGUAAUAUUGAUAUUGUGAUGAUUUAUGUAAUAUUGAUAUUGUGAUGCUUUAUGUAAUAUUGAUAUUGUGAUGCUUUAUGUAAUAUUGAUAUUGUGAUGCUUUAUGUAAUAUUGAUAUUGUGAUGAUUUAUGUAAUAUUGAUAUAGUGAUGAUUUUGUAAUAGUGAUAUUGUGAUGAUUUAUGUAAUAUUGAUAUUGUGAUGAUUUAUGUAAUAGUGAUAUUGUGAUGAUUUAUGUAAUAUUGAUAUUGUGAUGAUUUAUGUAAUAUUGAUAUUGUGAUGAUUUAUGUAAUAUUGAUAUUGUGAUGAUUUAUGUAAUAGUGAUAUUGUGAUGAUUUAUGUAAUAGUGAUAUUGUGAUGCCUUAUGUAAUACAGAAGGGCUUCAAUUUCACAAAUCAAUUGGGACUGGGAGGGGAGGUCCUCCUUAUUUUCUAAUAACAAAACAUCCCACAGAAAGGUUAAAGGUUAAAGAAUUAGUGUGUACAUCUUACUUUACACACAGAUGUCGCAUAAUUGUACAGUGUGUUUGACCUUACUGCUCUUUUGAUCCGAGUCAGCUGAUUUAAUGACAAAACUGCUUCCAAUAAUAGAUAACUGGCAUAGAGGAGAAAUCUGCUUAAUUAUACAUUGACAGUUUCUAGAGUGUGCUUGGGAUGACAUUGUUUAAUUAAGCUAAUUUAUGCUGACAGUUUCUAGAGUGUGCCUGUGAUGACGUUUUUGAAUUAUGCUAAUUUAUGGUGACAGUUUCUAGAGUGUGCCUGGGAUGACGUUGUUUAAUUAUGCAUAUUUAUGCUGACAGUUUCUUAAGUGUGCCUGGGAUGACAUUGUUUAAUUAUGCUAAUUUAUGCUGACAGUUUCUUGAAUGUGUCUGGGAUGAGUUGUUUAAUUAUGCUUAUUUAUGCUGACAGUUUCUUGAGUGUGCCUGGGAUAACGCUCUUUAAUUAUGCUAAUUUAUGCUGACAGUUUCUUGAGUGUGCCUGGGAUAAAGCUCUUUAAUUAUGCUAAUUUAUGCUGACAGUUUCUUGAGUGUGCCUGGGAUAAAGCUCUUUAAUUAUGCUAACUUAUGCUGACAGGUUCUAGAGUGUGCCUGGGAUGAACUUCUGACCAAGGUCCAUGAAGCUAAGGACCUGGAUUACAUCAUAGCUGCCCACCAAGUGUUUCUAGACACAAUAUUAAGUAGAUGUUUGCUUAAUGACAAAUCUAGAGUGAGUACAUGUGAACUAGAAGAUCCCCCAUUUAUGUGUACCCUAAUCAACCUAGCGAUCUAAUAAUUAGAUUACCUUAGUUACUUCUAGACUAGAUAUCUCAAUACAUUAGUUUAUAGGUCAAUGCCAUUCUCAGACAUGUUCUAAUUUCUCUCUCCCAUCAAUCUCGUACCAGGACAUCCUUCAGCUUUUGAGGACUUUGUUUGACCUAAUUAUUCAGUUUGAGACUGCCCAGGGUGUGUUUUAUGAAGCUGUUUCUUCUGAAGUGCUGACCAGGGAAAUUUUUGAGAAGUCUAAGAAAGACAGGACAUUAAAGGUACUUCUAACCCUCUGAAAAUACUUGACGUUCUCUUAAGUCAUUUUCAAUGUUAUAUCAUUAAGCAAUUUUAAAUAUUAUAUCAUUACAGAGAAAUAAGCUGGGGGGGUGGGCCACAAGGCUGCGUUCUCUCCCCUGUACUGUAUACAAUAUAUACCAAUGAUAUUCAGAGCUCAAGUGACACCGUUCCAAUCUUAAAAUUUGCUGAUGACACCACCAUUGUUGGCCUAAUAUCCGAGGGAGAGGGCUUAUACCGCAACUUAAAGUUACAAGCUUUAUCAAUUGGUGCGAUGAAAAUUUUCUCCAGCCGAAUGUUUCAAAUGGUUGUUGAUUUCAGGAGGGGGAAACACCAGAUUACAGUUCUCAACAUAAAAAAUCAAAGUGUAGAGAAAGUAGAGGAAUAUAAGUACUUAGGUGUCACCAUUAAUUAUAAGCUAACAUGGCAUGAGCACGGCCAAAUGCUGUAUAAGAAAUUCAACCAAAGACUGUUCUACCUCAAAAAACUGUACAAUAUCGGUGUAAACAAACAAUUCGUUAACUUAUUCUAAAGUGCAAAAAUUGGAAGUUUACUUAAUUUCAGUAUUACCUGCUAGUGUGGGAAUUCAUCGUCUGAUAUUAAAUACCGAAUCAACAGACUAAUAAAGAAAGCUAGGAACAUAACACAGACUAAACAUCUUUCACUUGAAGAACUAUUUGAAGAAAGAUGUUAUAAAACUAAACAAAUUUUGGAUGAUACAUCCCACCCUCUUCAUCACAGAUACUUUGGAUCUGCACUUUGGGGUGAAAUCUUUCUCUCAGGGCGAGGACUGAAAGAUAUAAAAAUUCCCCAAUCUAUACAAAUUUACUAGCAUGCUCCCCCUGAAGUCACAAAUCUUAAUGAGAACUAAUCAGCCCCUGAUAUGGCUAAGAGAAUUCACUGAAUGGUUGUUAUUUGCACUAGUGAAAUAAUUUAAUGUAGUUGUCUUGUGUUCAAAUUGUUUUAUUUAUGUGCUGAAAAUGUAUAAUGCAAUCAAAAAACAUUUCCAUUUGUUUGGAUCAAUAAAAGAAUCUUAUCUUAUCUUAUUAAGCAAUUUUUAAUAUAAUAUUAUUAAAAGCAAUUUUAAAUAUAAUAUCAUCUACCCAUCAUCUUCCAGUUGUUUUUUUAUCCAAUCAUCCAGAGUUAAUUAUCCAAUUAUAAAGGAUUUAUUGGUUUAUUAUUAUUCAAUUGGUCUCCAAUUAAAAUUUUAAACAUUAUCACAUCCAGUUCCUCUGGUUUAUUUUACUUGUUCAAACAAAAAAAAGAGAACUUGGCCUUUAUCACCUACUGUGUGAUGUUCAAUGUUUUAGAAAACCUGUUGUUUGCCAAACCUUUUUUUAAAAAUAUUGUUCAACUCUUCAAGGGUGAAUGGGAGACCAAUGAAGCUAUUGAGAAGGAAGAGAAAAAGAGGAGAAAAGGUUUCCUGUCCACUAUCAUACCUUCAACCAGGGCCAAGCUUCAAGUACUUUCCACUGCUUACCAGGUACCGGGUACUCUUUCAAAAUACAGAUACAAAAUUAUUUUUUUUAAAUUCGUGAAAACAAAAUUUGAAAUUUUUCCUUAAGGCUAUCAGUUGAACAUUUGCAGAGAAGGCAAAAUAAAUUGAUUGGUGAUGCUGGGAUAUCCUUUUCCACAACAAACCCUACUGACCUAGAUGAACACAAUUUUUAAAAGUCACCAGUGAUGCAACCAGUGCAUGGCUGUUCACGCUAUCAAUAAGUGGGGAUGGAGACAAGACACACACACUGAUGACCAAUAGAGUCAUCUUAUGUUUUUCUUAUACCAUGCCCCCCUCCCCUAAAAUUUGAAUACAUUUUUAUCUAUAAGUCUCUUGGCUGUGCAUGCAUAAAAAUUGAGCUAUGUGCUUUCAGGACACGGUGGAACAGUUUCUGAAGAUGGUUGCAUCCCAUCCUGAUGCUAGUCUACGAUUUCUCUGCUUCCGUCUGGAUUUCAAUGAACAUUAUAAGGUCAGGGAGCCCCGCGGGAGAUCAUCAUACUUGCGUGCAAAGUAAUUGCCCUUGUCUACGCAGGGACCAGACAUUUUCAUUCGUGUAGAUGCAAUGUUUAUUUUCCUUAAUGAAAUGUUAGGAAGAACAGACAAAACCUGGGCAUGGGUUGAAAUGCUAUUAACUAUGGAAUUCUGGGGUUAACUAUGGAAUUCUGGAGUUAGCUAGGGAAUUCUGGUGUUAUCUAUGGAAUCCAUGAGUUAACUGUGAAAUUCUUGGUUUAACUUUGGAAUUCUUGGUUUAACUUUGGAAUUCUUGGUUUAACUGUGGACUAUGGGGUUCCUCUUGUUAUAAGAAUCUGCAGGGGUUACACAAGAAAUUUUGUCAUAAUAAUUCAUAGCAUUCAUGAUGUAAAAAUGACAUUUCUUUCAAAGUAUAAGUAAAUGUUUAAAGAAAGUGCCCAAAACCCAUACCUGUCUAACAGAAUCUCAUGUGACUACUAAGCAAAGGGGCAUAACUCCAAUAGACAUGUAAAUGUUUUUUUCUUUUUAAAGAAAAGGAAAUAAAUUAUUCUUAAAAGUGAUUGUUUUUCAAAAUUUAUGUGAACUUUUUAAUGAUAAAAGUGAAUGAAAGUUAAUAAUUGCAAUAAAAUAUAUGAUUGACUGCCAUCCCCAACCACAGAUGUACAAGUACUAAUGUAAAAGUCCAAACCUGAUUUAUCUCUACUUGUAACAAUAGGAUCAUUAUUAUCACUUCCCGCAUCGAUUUCAAAGGAUUCUACAUCAAUCUGUUGGUAGUAAAUUUCCCAUGAGCUUGUACUGCCAUGCUGAACUCCUCACACAUUGAAAAUCGGUAACAAAAGAAUUUAAAUCAAUUUGUUUUCUUCAAAGGGAAUAGGCUACAUCCGCUUGAGAAUAGCAAUAAACUUUAGCAAUCAUGUUAUUUGGGAGUGAGGCAGCUCGUUGCCUUGAACUACAGUUGCAAAACAAAACAAAAAAAGUCCUCUUUACUUCAUUUAGAAAGGUUCUUAAUGCCUAUGGAGGUUAUAGAGACAGACUGAGGAAAGUUAUGUGACGCACAUGUUUUAGCCACUGUGGAUACUUUGAAAGCUGAAGAUGUUAGCAGUGAUAGCAAAUAGACUGAAUGCUGAAGCUGAUCACAAAUAGACUGAAUGUCGAAACUGAUCGCCUUUGCAGAUAAAUUUACAGCUGAAGAUUGAUGUCACAAUUCCAAUUGUUUGAUAUUUAAUUUUGAGUUCAACGAUUGUAUGGCCAACUAUAACAGAGUUGUGUUAGGAAAACUUAUGACCUAUCUAAUAAUUCAUGUCUUCAAACACAGGGAAAUGAUUUCAGUGCUAAUCUAUGGGAUGCAGAUGUCGACACUGAUAUAAUCUAGUUGAUGUAGAAUUACUGAUUUAUAGGGAACUUUCAUUUCUCUUUAAUACUUUCACUACAGUGGUGAAUAUUUGUUUAAAAAAACAUUUUCCAUUGCUUAGAUUGAAAUUCUUUUUUGGUUUUUCAUUCUCAAUAUAAUUAAAGCUAUUUAGCAUUCAUCUAUUAGCAUGGGUCCAUUAGCGUGUAGCAAUUAACAUGUGGCCAAUAGCAUGUGAUCAGGUCUGGUGAGUUGAGAGACAUUUCUUGCUGACCAGAUGUCCUGCAGCUCAUCAACAGAUGGGACAUGGUCAUUUCUUGUUUAACUUAGAUGUCCUACAACUCAACAACAGAUGGGACAUUUUCAUUUCUUGUUUAACUUAGAUGUCCUACAACUCAACACCAGAUUUUGUGCCUUAAUUGUUGGGAAGGUACAUGGGUGCCAUCAGCAGAGAUUGAAAUUGAAUUGUACAUAAAAAUAUAAUUACUAUUUCCUCCUGUUUUUUUUUUAAUAAUAUAUCAAUAAUUAUAUUUUAUCUUUUAUUAUAGAUUUAUAAUUUGAUAAAUUAUUACUCUGUAAUUUAUACAUGUC